This is a messenger RNA of Toxotes jaculatrix (banded archerfish), 3077 nucleotides long. It is a transcript of the gene dnajb9a, whose product is annotated as DnaJ heat shock protein family (Hsp40) member B9a. The coding region runs from base 873 to 1526 and encodes 217 amino acids. The record is from RefSeq and is a predicted model, not a curated record. Gene Ontology annotation, cellular component: endoplasmic reticulum. Gene Ontology annotation, molecular function: misfolded protein binding; protein-folding chaperone binding. NCBI's taxonomy places the organism in Eukaryota, Metazoa, Chordata, Actinopteri, Toxotidae. The transcript has 2 exons.
AACCUAGGAAAGAAGAGAAUAUAUGGGCGGUAGGUUGUGUUAGCACCGUUAGCUAACAUUAGGAGUGAUGUCUGUGAUGACAGAGCGGAACGUGUAACGUUAACGUCGACUUAGAUGAGAUCCGAGGAGCAGACCAAUCUAUAUACUAGAUAAAUGCAAAACCACUAUUCUCAGACUUUUCAGAUCUGGACUGGACUAAGCCAAAGCUUGUGACAGUUUUAUCAGGUUUAUUAAACCCCUUUCUCUUUAAUGUAGCAAAAGAAAAUUUCGAUCUCACUGCUUUCCCCCUUAAUCUGUAUUAGAUCAAUCAGUAUAUACCACAUCAGACCAGAUCUAGCUCAAAAACUAUAUGUAGACUUGUUAAAUCUGUACUAGAUCAACCAGGAGAAACUAAAGACCUUUAUUAUGUCAAUGAAUACACAAAAAAUGUCUCUUUAAAAAAUAGUUUCUACAAAGACUCGAUUUGUUAAUCCAGAAGAGGUUUGUUAAGUGUGAAUGUAACGUUAGCUAAAGUUUGACUUGGUCUAUUACCAGUUGUCUGGAUGGAGAAAAAGCUGUGAAAUUGUCAUAUUUACUUUCAGAAAUAUUCGCAGAUCUGGAACUGAGUUUCAGACAGCAUUGAGACUUUAAGUAGGAUGUCUAACACCCUUUCACAACAAUACGUGGCGCAAGAAAAUGGAGAACUUUUCCCUUAACUGCCUAAUCGUAAGCUAACUUCAGCAUUUUGCAACAUUUUACCUGCAAGGCAGCCACAUGGUAAGGUGCCUUGCUUUUCUUCAGAUGUGUUAGUACCAGUUACCACUCCUUUGCUUCAUUGCAUCCAUCAAACAUUUUGAUAAUUUUCUUUCUUUAAUCCAGGUGACGUCAGAGCCAUGGCUACAGCACAGUCCGCUGUAACGUUUGCAGUGUGCAUCCUCAUGAUAACGGAGCUGAUACUUGCCAAGAAGGACUACUAUGAUAUACUAGGAGUGCCUAAAGAUGCCACUGAGCGACAGAUAAAAAAGGCUUUCCACAAGCUUGCAAUGAAAUAUCACCCUGAUAAGAACAAGAGCCCAGAUGCUGAAGUGAGAUUCAGGGAAAUUGCUGAAGCUUAUGAAACUUUAUCAGAUGAAACCAGAAGAAGAGAAUACAACCAGUUUGGUGACACCUCUGCAUACUUCACUGGGGAGACUCAAGGCAGACAUAGACAGGGUGCCCACCAACCUUUCAGCUUCAAGUUUGAUGACAUAUUCAAGGACUUUGACAUCUACAGCCAGAACAGGCAUGCCCGUCACCGAAGACACUUUGAUGAACACUCCAGGUCCUACAAGGAGUCCCACAACAGACACAAGAGACACUUUCAAGGAGGUUUUGGAGCAGGUAUCUUUGAUGACAUGUUUGAAGACAUAGAGAGAAUGUUUACCUUUGACAGGCACACCAAACAGACUGAAAACAGGUUUCAUGGUGCAUCAAAACAACACUGUAGAACAGUAACACAGCGCAGAGGAAAUAUGGUAACCACGUACACAGACUGCACUGCACCUUAAGAUGCAAUGUAAAGUGACUUAAUGCUUAAAACUGCCUUAAGGGGAUACGGCUUCCUCCAGAAUUAUCAUACAGCGAUUGAUACAACAGUACUGUUGUAUCAGGUAACAGAAAGCCACUUGGUUCAAAUGCUGUGAAAUUUGAACUGUGAUAUUGAGAACUGACAUUCAGGCACAGAAUGACAAGCACUGACUACACAGUUUACUUAGCUUAGGUCUAAAUAUAAAUAAGCUAUGUUUUGUUCAAGCUUUUUCCUGUGUGUGUGCUCAAGGACUUGUAAAUGAUUGUAGUAGUUUUUCACUUCUUGUUGAAGUAAGCUGAUAGAGAGUAUUUUGCCAGUAUUUUUUCAAGCACCUUCUUUUGAUAAUCGAUUUUGAAGACAUUGUUAAUUUUAAUGUUUUAAGAAAUAAAACAAUCCUGGCACACAAAUGCAUGUGUCGGUUCACAGCUAGUUCAUCUACCACUCUGUUUUUGUACAGUUAUUAGUUUCUUUUGUAUAGGUUCUGCUAUUGUAAGUCUCAACUAAAGCUAAAGGCAGAGACAAUAGCAUCCAGUGGGGUUUUGCUUAUGGUUGUAAAAUGGGGAGCAAUGUCAACAAAAACCCAGGGCCCUGCACAUGUCGGGGUGUUCAGUGUGUAUUUUUGAGUUUGUACUACAUCUUGUUGGAAUAUGUGUACUCUACAGUGCCAGUCUUGCCAAAUCUCAAGCAGUAAUUAUGAGAGACUUCUAAAUACCCCUUAAAUAUAAAGUAUAAUUAGGGAAGAUGUAUCCAUGAAUUUAAAAAUGUUUCUGACUCACGUUUUAUUCAAAGUAGCUCAGACAGACCUGCAAUAAAUUCAACCAGGUGUGAAACUCUUAAUGUUGUAUUUUGCCCAAACUGUUUCAGUUUAGAACAAGGAAAAGCCACAGGUUUAAUUUCUACAUUUAAUUAAAUCAUGCUCUUUACUUUUAAAUGUUGGACAUUUAAUAUGGAUUUACAGUUUCACUAUAUGAAAUUAAACCACAUUUCCUGAAAUGUAGGUAUUGAAAAACUCUUGACUGAUGUGUAAAUGAAUUGGCAGUGGACCACUUGAACCAUAAGCAGUAUGUAGUAGGGGGUUUUAUGACAACUAAUUCCACUAGUCAUCAUAUUUUGUAUUUAAAAAAAAUGGUAAAAUACAGCUUCCAGUUUUUAUUGCAAAUGGUAUACUGCUGUGUAAAAUAUAUUGUAUAUAUUUUUGGAGUAAGAUCAAGUGUAAGAAUACUGCAGUACAAAACUGAAGAAACUAUUUUAUGUAUGUACCAGCAAACAUUGAGAUUCUGCACUUGACUAAUUGAUGAAACACAUACUGUAGAAGAUGAAAUUUUUCCUAACAUAUCAUGUGAUACCUCAUUCUUGUAAACUAAGUACAGUGACAUUCCCCUUUGACAUUGUGGUGUGCAAUAUUUAUUUCUUGUAUUGACAUUGUUGCAAAAAUAUCCAACCGCACUUUUAAUUUUGUAUACAUUUCCGGGUAGGUGUGUUUGUUUUAAAGAAUGUGUCUGGAAUAAAUAAAAUGCAGAGAAUAUAGAGA